Scutellospora calospora is the source of this 583-nucleotide messenger RNA. The record is from the annotation of a GenBank genome assembly. NCBI's taxonomy places the organism in Eukaryota, Fungi, Glomeromycota, Glomeromycetes, Diversisporales, Gigasporaceae.
AAAUACCUUGGCGCUGUUGAGAUCCUAUUUCGAAAGCGACACUUAAGUGUCGUAAUUGCAACCGGUACUUUGGCUUUAGGAAUCAACAUGCCAUGCCGUACUACAGUAUUCGUUGGCGACUCUACAUAUUUGACGGCUCUUCAAUAUCGUCAAAUGUCAGGAAGAAGUGGACGUCGAGGUUAUGAUCCAAUAGGUCAUGUAGUAUUCUUUGGAAUAACAUUAACAAAAAUUAAAAGACUUUUAAUGUCUGAAUUGCCAGAUAUAAGUGGACAUUUCCCAUUAACAACCAGUCUCGUGUUACGAAUGUUUAUAUUACUUACUAAAUCUGACAAUAAAAAUUAUUCCGAAGAAGCAGUUUCCGGAUUAUUUGGUGACUCAUUCUUUUGUCUUGGGAAAGAACAUUUAUCAGGACAAAUAAAACAUCAUCUAAGAUUUUCGAUUGAAUAUCUAAGAUGUGAAAAUAUUUUAGAUCAAAAAGGAAACCCAAUAAAUCUUUCUGGAAUGAUUUCACAUCUUUAUUAUACAGAACCAAGUAAUUUUGCAAUGGCAGCUUUAUUUAAACAUGGUGUAUUUCACGAAAUUU